Daldinia vernicosa is the source of this 2419-nucleotide messenger RNA. Its product is annotated as CHAT domain-containing protein. Bases 54 to 2153 code for a protein of 699 amino acids. Gene Ontology annotation, molecular function: protein binding. The transcript has a single exon. NCBI's taxonomy places the organism in Eukaryota, Fungi, Ascomycota, Sordariomycetes, Xylariales, Hypoxylaceae. The record is from RefSeq and is a predicted model, not a curated record.
GUUUAAAUAAUCAUGGAAGCCUCCUUCUUACGCGAUAUGAGCGAACAGGCGGAAUGGCCGACCUAGAAGAAGCUAUUAAAGUUAUUAGGCAUGGAGUCGAAUCAAUACCACAUAACAAUCCCAGCCGUGCAUUAUGGUUAAGCAACCUCGGAUACAGCCUUCAAUGCCGGUAUAAGCAAAAAGGCGAAUUGAUCGAUUUAAAGGAAGCCAUUGAAGCUGCCAGGGAGGCACUCGAGUUAACGCCGGAUGAUAAUAUUUUGGACCGGGCAGGAAUAUUAAGCAACCUGGGAAACGGCCUUCACGCCCAAUAUAAACACAUACGUGAAAUGACCGGCCUAGAGGAAGCCAUCAAAGUUUUCCGAGAGGCGGUUGGAAUAACGCCAUAUGACCAUCCUUACCGGGCAACCUGCUUAAAUAAUCUUGGUGGCGUCCUUCAGACGCGAUAUAGGCAGACAAACGAGAUGACCGACCUCGAGGCUGCUUCUACAUGCCUCAUGGAGGCCUGGCAUUCUGAAACCGCUAUUCCCUUCCAUCGAAUUCGUGCUGCUUCUGCGUGCCUUCACAUGCUCGGCCAACAAUCAAAAUUUAACACUGCAAUAGAAAUAGGACAAGCUGUUCUUAACUUUCUUCCUACUGUCAAUACCAAGCUACUUGAUCGUGGAGACCAGCAGUUCGUCCUAUCGACUUUUGCUGGCGUUGCUGCUAAUGUAUGUGCCUUUCUCCUCGCAUUACAUCGGCCUACCGAUGCCCUCGAAUACCUCGAGAAAGGUCGGGCCGUCAUCAUUGGCCAGCUCGCCGAUGGCCGAAGUGACCUUUCGUCCUUGCAGAUUACCCAUUUCGAUAUCGCUCGCCGGUAUAUGCAGCUCCGAGACACAGUUAACACACCGGUCAGCCAGCUCGGGCAGGAUAUAGAACAGGCGCAGGUACCGGUAGCCGUACGGCGACGACAAGCCUUGGCCGAGCUCGAUUCAUGCAUACGGGAAAUUAGAUGUAUCGCAGGCCAUGAGCGUUUCUUGCUUGGUCAAACGGCGGCCGAGAUGCAAGAGUGUGCCGUAGGGGGCACGAUUGUCAUCGUUAAUAUCACCCACUUUCAUAGCGACGCGAUUCUGAUCUCAGAAGCAUCCGUAAAAACUCUCAACCUGCCGCGGCUGCUCGCGUCGGAUGCUAAAGCCUGGCUAAGCGAGAACUGGAGGGGGGCCGGAGUGAGCAGGUCAGAAAAGCCGCAAAAGAACAAGAAGUACCUUGAGUAUCUAGCUUGGCUGUGGAACGUGUGUGUCAAGACUAUUAUUGAUGAAGUGUACGACGCAUGGAAUGUGGUAGAUAGCCUGCCGCGGAUAUGGUGGAUUGGAACGGGGCUGGGCAGCUCGAUGCCGUUCCACGUUGCCGGAAUACACUCUUCGAAUUCGACGGAGAAUACAUUUAGUAAAGCUAUCUCAUCGUAUACCCCUUCCAUCAAGACGCUUGGAUAUGCUCAGCAUAGAGCCCGAACCACGGAUAGCGCACGAGGCUCGCUUCUAAUUGCCACUAUGCCGACUACACCGUCCCAAGCCCCGCACCUGCGCGCUUCCAAUGACCUCCCUGGUGUCGUGGAAGAGAAGGAGGCGGUCUUGAACUUGACCAAAGAGCACAUACCAAUAGAAUUGUUGGAUCUACCAAGUGUAGAACAGGUGGUCGAUAAAUUGCCAGAAUGCACCAUCGCCCAUUUCGCCUGCCACGGUUCAACAGACCAUGUAGAUCCAUCACAGAGUGGACUGAUCUUACAAAAGGGAGGGACAGGUCAGGAAACAGAACAAGACUGGCUGACGGUACGAAGAAUCUCAGAGCUAAACUUGACCCAUGCCCACAUAGCGUAUCUAUCAGCUUGUUCAACAGCAGAGAACAAGGCGGAGCAGCUGGCGGACGAGGCGAUCCAUGUGGUAAGCGGGUUCCAGGUAGCUGGCUUUCCGCACGUUAUAGGGUGUCUCUGGCCAUCGGUCGAUAGGGUUUGUGUGGAGGUUGCAAAACGAUUCUACCGGUCGUUAUUUCAACAAAGGGCAGCAGGGUGGGAGGGGCGAGAGGUGGCAUCUGCAUUACGUGAAGCAGUUAUGGCGGCGCGGGAGGCGGAUAUGAAGAUGCCGCUGGAAUGGGCGCAGUUUGUGCAUUUUGGGGCGUAGAUACGAUCUCAACAAUAGCAUAUGUUAUCUCAAUGGCUUAGACCGUACUUUUCGAGAUUUCAUGCGAUAAGUACUUGUCUAAGGCACGGACGUCGAUUUUAAAGCUACUAUGGCAUAAGUCAAAAGUUGUAAUGUACACUCUUCCAUAAUUUUACAAAAGAUCAUUGUAAAACGGAGCUGAAAGGUGUUGGAGGUAGAGAAUUGUUUGAUUUGAUUCUGAGCAUCUAUAGAAUCGUAUUGUAGCCCCUUUUUGUAAAGUUAUUAAA